Oncorhynchus keta (chum salmon) is the source of this 512-nucleotide messenger RNA. Its product is annotated as 2-oxoadipate dehydrogenase complex component E1-like. Gene Ontology annotation, biological process: tricarboxylic acid cycle. The annotation marks the transcript as partial. Gene Ontology annotation, molecular function: oxoglutarate dehydrogenase (succinyl-transferring) activity; thiamine pyrophosphate binding. NCBI's taxonomy places the organism in Eukaryota, Metazoa, Chordata, Actinopteri, Salmoniformes, Salmonidae. The transcript is spliced from 3 exons. The record is from RefSeq and is a predicted model, not a curated record.
GUAAGAUGGUGGGCUGUGCGGUGAUCCAUGUGAACGGUGAUGAUGCGGAUGAGGUGGUGCGAGCCACGAGGCUGGCGGUGGAGUACCAGAGACGCUUUAGGAAGGAUGUUAUCCUGGACCUGCUCUGCUACAGACAGUGGGGACACAACGAGCUGGACGAACCCUCCUUCACUAACCCUGCCAUGUACAAGAUCAUCCGCUCCAGGAAGAGCACCCCAGACUCUUACGCUGACCAGCUGAUCUCAGAGGGCCUGAUGACAGAGGAGGAGCGUGUUGCCAUCAGGACAGCCCACUACGGCAUGCUGAACGACAAGCUGACUAACAUGACCUUCUACAGCCCUCUACCCAUGAACCUGCAGGGGCGCUGGGGAGGUCUGGAGGAGCCCCAGGCCAGGGUCACUCACUGGGACACCGGGGUGCCUGCUCCCCUGCUGCAGUACGUAGGGGCCAAAUCUGUGGAGAUCCUCGAAGGAAUCCAGCUACACAGUCACUUGGGGAAGAUGCACGUGGCG